Pseudocercospora fijiensis CIRAD86 is the source of this 1847-nucleotide messenger RNA. RefSeq lists its product as uncharacterized. The coding region runs from base 40 to 1719 and encodes 559 amino acids. The record is from RefSeq and is a predicted model, not a curated record. The transcript has 4 exons. Lineage: Eukaryota; Fungi; Ascomycota; Dothideomycetes; Mycosphaerellales; Mycosphaerellaceae. Gene Ontology annotation, molecular function: flavin adenine dinucleotide binding; oxidoreductase activity, acting on the CH-CH group of donors.
GCUAUCUCUUCUCACUCACAAUCGCGGACCUCCAUCACCAUGUCCAAGUCAUUCUCCACGGCCGAUGUGGCCAAACAUAACAAGGGCGAUGACCUGUACAUCAUCGUCGACCAGGAUGUUUACGACUUGACAAAGUUUCAGGACGAGCAUCCGGGCGGCAAGAAGAUCCUACAGCGAGUCGCUGGCAAGGAUGCUAGCAAGCAGUUCUGGAAGUACCACAACGAGAGCAUUCUCAAAAAGUUCCAGUCAAAACUCCAGGUCGGGUCCCUCGACAGCAAGCCAAAGCCAGCGCAAGCUCCUACACCACCUCCUACCCCACCGACCAACCCAGCCGGACAAAAAGAGCGCGUAGUGCCACAGGCCGAGUCUGGAGUCGUAGCUCCGGUAGCAGGGCCAGAUGCAGCCGAUACAGAGGAAGACGAGGCAAUGGACCAAUAUGGUGACAUGAUCCCAUAUGCCGAUCCGUCCUGGUACCAGACCUACCACUCGCCCUACUUCAACGAGACGCACGCCGCACUUCGCGAUGAGGUACGACAGUGGAUAGAAGAGGAGAUCAUGCCAAACGUGACCGAAUGGGACGAGGCCAAGAAGGUGCCAGACAGCAUUUACAAGCAGAUGGGAGAGCGCGGAUACCUGGCAGGCUUGAUGGGUCUGCACCACUGGCCAACACACCUCACGCAGAGCAAGGUCAAGUCUGUGCCGCCACAGAAGUGGGAUCUCUUCCACGAAAUGCUCCUCACCGACGAACUCUCCCGAACGGGAUCUGGAGGCUUCGUCUGGAACGUAAUCGGCGGUUUCGGUAUCGGUUGCCCUCCAGUGGUGCGCGCCGGAAAGAAGGCUCUCGUGGAUCGCAUUCUUCCAGGAAUUCUUGCCGGAGACAAGCGUAUCUGUCUCGCCAUUACAGAGCCAGAUGCCGGCUCCGAUGUCGCGAAUCUCACCUGCGAGGCCAAACUGACCGAGGAUGGAAAGCACUAUAUCGUUAACGGAGAGAAGAAAUGGAUCACCAAUGGUAUCUGGUCCGACUACUUCACCACUGCAGUACGAACUGGCGGCGAGGGCAUGAACGGUGUCUCCGUGCUUCUCAUCGAACGCGAGAUGGAGGGUGUCAGCACUCGUCGCAUGGACUGUCAGGGUGUCUGGAGUUCUGGCACCACAUACAUCACUUUCGAAGACGUCAAGGUGCCUGUCGAGAAUCUGAUCGGAAAGGAGAAUCAAGGUUUCAAGGUCAUCAUGACCAAUUUCAACCACGAACGUAUCGGUAUCAUUAUUCAAUGCAUACGAUUCAGCCGAGUCUGCUACGAGGAGAGCAUGAAAUACGCACACAAGAGAAGAACAUUCGGACAGAAACUGAUCAAUCACCCGGUCAUUCGGCUGAAGCUCGCGCACAUGGCGAGACAGAUUGAGGCCUCAUACGCAUGGUUGGAAUGUCUCAUCUUCCAAUGUCAGAAAAUGAACGAGACCGAAGCUAUGCUCAAGCUCGGCGGUGCCAUCGCUGGAUUGAAAGCUCAAGCAACGGUGACCUUUGAAUUCUGCGCUCGAGAAGCUUCUCAGAUCUUCGGUGGACUUUCGUACAGCCGCGGCGGACAGGGUGCCAAGGUCGAGAGAUUAUACCGUGAUGUGAGAGCGUAUGCUAUUCCUGGAGGCAGUGAAGAGAUCAUGUUGGAUUUGAGUAUCAGACAGGCGCUGAGGGUGCACCAGGCCCUGGGGAUGAAGUUGUAAGACAUAGAAUACGUGGGAAUUGUACGUUGCAUAGAACUAGCAAGGGAGAUGGCAUCGGGCGUUCUUGCAGGUACAGACUCGGCGCCAGUAAUAUGUAGGUGUCAAAGGAGCUUGUAAGUCAUGCAUCG